Molecule: messenger RNA, 1899 nt
Organism: Suillus subalutaceus
Lineage: Eukaryota; Fungi; Basidiomycota; Agaricomycetes; Boletales; Suillaceae
Exons: 1
Coding region: 33-1580 (515 amino acids)
Source: RefSeq, a predicted model, not a curated record
CGUCAAAGCACCAUUCCAUCGACAUAGAACUGAUGCAUCGUGCUCUACUCGUUCCCGAAAUUCUCCUGGAGGUAUUCAUGCAUGUGAAUAAAAUCCUGGACCCAUAUGCAUUAAUAUUGUCAUAUCGUGAUAUGACAUUGGCGCGGAAAUCCUUUGCAGCGCUUGCUAGAACAUGCAAACCUUUUUACGAGCCUGCGAUGGAUUUGCUUUGGGCUGAGUUGGAUGGGAUAGAACCACUGCUAGGCUGCGUAACGAGGCUACAUCCAAUCAUUUAUCGUAGCAGCGGUUCAAGGGUCAGUGUAGAUCAUGUUCAUUUUAUCUCUUUCAUUCGCUCAUCGGGCACUCAAAUGCAGUGCUUCCACUUUAAAGUUAUCGAACCAUUAUCUGAGCAUGAAGCCCAUCAAUUCCUGCAUCACGCCCGUCGUGUUCGCUCAUUGAUAAUAUUGUACGACUACUAUUUUCACCUUCUCUCAGUCCUCCCGGUCGAGACAUGCAUGUUCCCGAGAUUGUUGUCGCUAUCAACGGAUCAAGAUCUGAAUAGAUACUUGCAUCUCUUCCUGUCACCCAUGCUGCGUCGUUGUGCCCUACCGCUUGUUCAUCCGGAUUUGAAAUCUGUUCCGAUCCGCUGUGCUGCCUUGGAGGAAUUGUCCAUCAGGUCCUCCUUCGGAAACAUAGCGGCAGAUGGGCAGGUGCUGUAUGACAGUAUCCGUUUGUGCAAGGGACUUGUGACUCUAGCUUGCCCACCACUCGAUUGGACAACAUGGGAACACCUUUCCAACCUCCCCACCCUUGUUACUCUGAAAAUCUGGGACGACCGUUGUUCGUUAGGCUGGCGUAAUCUCAAUUUCAGACCUUUCCUUAACGUCACGAGACUGUAUUUCUAUACAAGGACAGUCGCAUACACCGUCGCAGUCAUGCAACACUUAGAAUUCCCUUCGCUAAAUCAAUUCGAGAUGGAAGUCUUUGAUUUGCCUUGGACCGAGGCUGAGCCGCUCUUUCAUGCACUGUCGCGGUACAAAACCCUUUCACACAUUGCCAUCUCCUCUAGGCGCAGUAGCCGAAACGCUCAGGAUCUCUUGGGCAGCUCCUUGACGCCAAUCAGACAAUCCCUUUGUUUCACGCGAUUGCGAACCCUGCGCUUCAGUUUUCCUUCUUGUUGCAUAAACCUUGACAACGACCUGCUUUUGGAAGCUAUGUCAAGUUGGCCGCACAUAGGAAUACUGGAAUUCAUUGAUUCACAGACGAUACCCACCGUUACAUUCCGCGGAUUAUUCGCAGCGCUCCGUCGAUGUCCCCGCUUGCACAUGCUGGACAUACCAUUGGAUGCCGUCGAUAUCGAUCCUACAGCCGAGUCGUUCCAACAUACCUCCCUACAGCAUUUGAACUUGACCUCCUCUGAUAUAUCGGAUGCUAAAGCCGUGGCCCGCAUUAUUUUCUCGGUGCUCCCUUCUGUCGAUCGAGUUGUCCCGCUACACAAGCGCUCCUCUGGUGUCUGCCUUGAAGUCCAGACGCAUCUUGAAUCUUUUAGGGCAUCUGCGGUUCUUGGCUGCCAUAUCACAGGAGCUGCCUCGAAGACCUGAGUUCGACGUUCUUCUUGGGACACACGUCCUGCGGUUACUACCGUACCUUUUCGCCCUGUCGUUGCCGUUAUUGUUGCUGUUUAUCACUAUCUCCUCUGAUUGUCAAAUUCCCGUAUGACCUGAGAUUCUGUCGCGCAUGCCCGCUGUUUACAUAUUUUGGAACUUCUGUGGUUCUUGGCCGCCAUAUCAUAGGAUCUGCCCUGAAAACCUCAAUUCGAUACAUUUGUUUGGACACAUUGACAUGUCCCGCAUUUGCUGCUGUACCUUCGUGCCUUGUUGUCGUUGUCAUAGUCAUUGCAAUCUACUAUGGUUCCAGUUG